CACAGUACAAAAUGAAACGAGGAGGUCAAGUAAACAUGGCGACAAGGUCAAAGAAAGUGUGAAACGUGAAAGGGUUUCUUUCAUUUCCCCUCUCCCCUUUCUCCCUAUCCUCUUUUCGCCUAGUAGGGCUAUAUAUCUACCGAUUCACGCGUGAUCGAUCAUUGACCCAGCUCAAAAUCAAGAAGAAGAAGAAGAAGAUCAAUCUCAAAUCGCAACCACUCGAUUGGGUCGAAGCCAUGGCCGCACCUGCUCGUUUGGUGGUUCUUCUGGUAGCAGCAGUAGCUCUUGCCGCCGGAGGAGUUGCCGGCAAUUCCGAAGGCGACGCGCUCUACGCCCUCCGCCGGAGCCUGUCUGACCCGGAUAAUGUGCUCCAGAGCUGGGAUCCGAAUCUGGUGAACCCUUGCACCUGGUUCCAUGUCACUUGCAACCAUGAGAACCACGUUACCCGCCUGGACCUUGGCAACUCAAACCUAUCCGGCCACCUGGUGCCUGAUCUUGGGAAGCUUGAACAUCUGCAAUAUCUUGAACUCUACAAAAAUAACAUUCAAGGCAAAAUUCCAGACGAGCUUGGUAACUUGAAGAACCUUAUAAGUUUGGAUCUGUACAACAACAAUAUGUCUGGGUCCAUUCCUCCGUCAUUGGGAAAGUUGAAAAGUCUUGUGUUCCUGCGUCUCAACAAUAAUCAGUUAGCAGGGCAAAUUCCAAGGGAACUUAUUCAUCUUUCUACCCUUAAAGUCGUGGAUGUGUCAAGCAACAAUCUAUGUGGAACAAUUCCGACCACCGGUCCAUUUGAGCACAUUCCACUAAACAACUUCGAGCAUAACCCGCGGCUGGAAGGCCCAGAGCUGAUGGGACUUGCAAGCUACGACACGAACUGCUAAAUAGAGACGGACGCAUUAUAUCUACUCAUAUAAAAGCUGGAAUAUCAUUUGGUUAGUAAAUAUGUAAUCUCUGUACUGCCCUAAGUCCUAAUCUGUGACAGCUUUUGUUCCUUGUUGAUGUAAGAAGAUCUGUAUCCAUGUUUACAAUGAUUUGUGUAAUGUUUUUAUGCUUUUGCCCGAACUUAAUUAUGACAAUGAGAGUUAUUGUUAUGUAUUA
Messenger RNA from Cuscuta campestris, 1098 nucleotides. Lineage: Eukaryota; Viridiplantae; Streptophyta; Magnoliopsida; Solanales; Convolvulaceae. The record is from the annotation of a GenBank genome assembly.